UUAAGAGUGUCUCUUUCUAUGGAUUUGUUUCUUCUGCUAAAAGUAGGUGGGUUUCAAGAGCAGGUCAGGGUGCACCAGGCUCUUCCUGGCGUAUUUGUCUUUUUCCACAAAGGAAAAAGGUACUGGCCAGUCAGCAACUCACCCGCCUUCCUGCAGGUCUCAUCUGUGAAAGUCACAGGGACGCUUUCCUGUUGCCACAGCCACCAGGCCAGCAUCGUUUCUCAGAAUUCAGUAUAGGAGCCCAGGCAGCUGCCAUGAAGCCCGAGUGGGGCCCAGCCCUGGCCCACGUAACCCUGGCCACCAGCCUGUGCGCAGCUGUCGUGAGCACGGGCAUCUUCGAUGGCGUGGCUGUGCAGGUGGGUCUCCAGCACUAUGCCGAGCAGCCUUUGGCCCACCUGCCCGCCUUCCUGGCCAUGCCCUUCAACUCCCUCGUCAAUGUGGCCUACAUGCUGCUGGGCUGCUACUGGCUAUGGAGGAAGCCACCUACCGCCAGGCACCCAGACCCCAAAGCUGCGCCGCGCUACCUGCAACACGUCUUUGCGUCCAUGGCCCUGCUCUACGGCCCCGUGCAGUGGGUGCGCAUUGGGACCCAGGCACGUGCUGCUGCCCUGCUCGACCAGUGGGUCACCCUACCUAUCUUUGCCUGGCCAGUUGCCUGGUGCCUCUACCUGGACAGGGGCUGGCGGCCCUGGUGCUUCCUGGGCCUAGAGUGUCUGUCUCUGUGCAGCUAUGGCCUGGCAUUGCUGCACCCCCAAGGCUUCGAGCUGGCACUAGGUGGCCACAUUGCAGUGGCUGUGGGCCAGGCUCUGCGUGCUCAAGGCCACCGGGGCAGCUCCACCUCCGCCACCUAUUUGGUCCUGGCUGUGCUCUCCUGUUUGGGCUUCGUGGGUCUCAAGCUCGCUGACCAGGAACUGGCACACUGGGCCCCCUUCCGGCGGCUCACCGGCCACUUCUGGUCCAAAGUGUGUGACGUGCUACAGUUCCACUUUGCCUUCUUGUUCCUUUCUACCCUGAGCCCCCAGAGGCUGGCGCAUCAGGACUAGCAGCACUGACAGAAAUAGCGUCUGGUACCCCACUCAACUCUCAUCAGUCACUCAGAGCAGUUUAUCAGGGUGAGAGCCUCAGCUUCAGGUGUCCAGCCUGGGCCUGUUCUGAGCAUUGUUCUGCAAUGGAGAAUUCUAAUAAAAUGUUGGGGCCACCCACCCGA
Messenger RNA from Suncus etruscus (white-toothed pygmy shrew), 1207 nucleotides. It is a transcript of the gene TMEM187, whose product is annotated as transmembrane protein 187. NCBI's taxonomy places the organism in Eukaryota, Metazoa, Chordata, Mammalia, Eulipotyphla, Soricidae. The transcript has a single exon. The record is from RefSeq and is a predicted model, not a curated record. The coding region runs from base 255 to 1043 and encodes 262 amino acids. Gene Ontology annotation, cellular component: transport vesicle.